GAUAAUGAAACAGGACUGCCCUCCCAGUUUAAGAACUGUCUUUUCAAAACCAAUACAAUACCAAGUCAUUAAAAACAUGGAAAGGUAGAACAGCCUACUUCCAUAAGAAGGCUCCCGGGAAGCAGUUAGAAGCCUGCAUUUAUUUUCGCCUUGAAGCUUGUGGGUGCUUUUACCAGCACGUGGGAUAUUCCUCUUCUCAGUGAGGCUUUCUCUUCUGUGUGUGUGUUUUUUAUUUGCACAGGAAUUUUAACUUCUUACUGGAACCCCAUCCUGUGUGGAGGUUUUCAAAAUGCCCAGAGUCAGCAAAGGCCCCGGAAGGGAGGAAUCUGAACUCAGGAUUGUCCUCGUUGGAAAGACCGGAGGCGGGAAGAGCGCUACAGGAAACACCCUUCUUGGCCGGAAGGCGUUUGAGUCCGUGGCGGCACUGAGGACGACCACGCUCAGGUGCCAACGAGAGACACAGAGGUAGAGAGACUUGGACCUUUCUGUGAUUGACACUCCAGCCCUUUGUGACCCAGACACCUCCACCACGAUCCUGCUGCCGGAGAUCAGGCGCUGCAUUGACCUCUCCAGGCCCGGCCCUCAUGCCUUGGUGUUUGUGACCCAGGUGGGCCGCUUCACGGCAGAAGACGAGGCGGCCGCCAAUCAAGUCCAGGCUUUGUUUGGAGAAGAGGCCUUCAAGCACAUGGUCAUCCUCUUCACCCGCAAAGAGGAUUUAGAUGGGGAUUCCUUGGAGGACUAUGUGUGGGGCUCAGAUAAUGAGGCUCUCCAGGGGCUAAUUCGGAAGUGUGGGGGGCACAUGUGUGCUUUCAAUAACAGGGCAUCUGGGGAGGAACGGGAGAGGCAGGUCUCUGAGCUGAUGGAGAAGGUCCAGCGCAUGGUGGAGAAGGAGGGAGGGAGCCAUCUCUCCAAUAGGCUCUACGUGGAGCCGGUCUUGACAGAUGAAAAGAUUCAAGCGUUCAUGGCAGAGAAUGGAGGUACCAGGCCAAAGCCAAGGGGAGGUUGGAAUUUGGAUAGAAUGCUGCUGAAAAAAGGACUAAUUGCUCUUGGUGGCUCUGCUUUAGGCAUCGGCGUGGUUAUAUUGGUGAUUUAUUUGGCAAAAGGUAAUUAAUAUAUCAUAUCUUCUUUUUUUAAAAAGGGGAAUUUCAUGUAGCAUAGAUCCAAGGCAGACAACUGUGGGUUCAAGAGCCCGGCAUGCCAUGGGCCAGAUGAGAUGGGCAUUGUGUAUUCUUUCUCAUUCAUUCCUUCUUCCACCUUGACUUUACACUCUGCUGUUCUUUGCCCACAUGAUGGUUUUUCCUCUGGUUUAAUCUCCGAAAUGCUGGAGCGCAGCCUUUGAGGCCUCAGUCCUCAGUGUGACCAGGAGGCGCUUCCGUCCCCCUUGGAAAGGCUCCUGCUCUUUUUGGCCAUACAUGGUGGACAUCUGACCAUGCGGAAAAGUCUUCCAACCCCUUAUAAGAAUUGCGUACUAAAUAUCUAUCUAUAAUAAUUUUUACACAUAAUAAUAGUGAAAAUGUGUAAGUGUGUAUGUGCCAUGGGUGUCCGAUCACACAGACAGAUAGACAGCCUCUGCGGAAAAGCCUCCAGAGAAGGAGACUCUGACACACUCCCAGGCAGCCUGUGCCACUCUCCAGAAGGUCUUCCGAAUCUUUUCAACACAUUGCUCCCUUGUGCCCUGGUCUCUAGAGCAGCAACAAAGCAGUUUUCCCUCUCUACCUUCUUUUCUCCCAGGUAAACAUCCCCCGGGGAAAAGAAGGAAGGAAAAAGAGAUGGGAGGGAGAAAGAUGGAAGGAAGGGUGGAAGAGAAUGGAGGGAAGGAGGAAAGAGAGAAGAAAGAAAAGACAAAAGGGAGGGAAGGAAGAAAGGAAUGAAGGAAGGAAGUAGAAAGGGGAGAAGAGGGAGGAAAGAGGGGAGAAAGGACAAAA
Molecule: messenger RNA, 1925 nt
Organism: Anolis carolinensis (green anole)
Lineage: Eukaryota; Metazoa; Chordata; Lepidosauria; Squamata; Anolidae
Product: GTPase IMAP family member 2-like
Exons: 2
Molecular function (GO): GTP binding
Source: RefSeq, a predicted model, not a curated record